CUUCAGCCCGCGCCGCAGCUGCCGGUAGCUGACGCGGGAGGGCCGCUGGCGCCGGGGCCUGGACGCGGGGACCCGACUGCUUCCCGCGACCCUUUGUCCCUUCACCCGAGUGAGCGCGCUCAGGGUAGCUGCAAAGCCGGAGGUGCGGGCGGCCCGGGUCAUUGCAUUGGCACGGAGGCUGUUAUUCUAAGCCGGAGACCUCAAGUGUCCUCCUGUCAUGACAAGGAGCCUUCGUCUUUAGGACUGCCAGCCAGACUCCCAGAAAUCAUGUUGGUAGGAUCCCAGUCCUUCUCGCCUGGAGGGCCUAAUGGGAUUAUCAGGAGCCAGUCCUUUGCGGGGUUCAGUGGCCUUCAGGAGAGGCGAUCCAGAUGUAACUCCUUCAUUGAAAAUCCCUCUGCUCUCAAGAAGCCUCAGGCCAAACUGAAGAAAAUGCACAAUUUAGGAUACAAAAACAGCAGCCCUCCCAAGGAGCCUCAGCCUAAAAGGGUGGAAGAGGUCUACAGGGCUUUGAAAAAUGGACUUGAUGAGUAUCUGGAGGUUCACCAGACAGAGCUGGACAAGUUGACAGCUCAGUUAAAAGAUAUGAGAAGAAACUCUCGCCUGGGUGUGCUGUAUGACCUAGACAAGCAAAUUAAAACAAUUGAAAGAUACGUGAGACGCCUGGAGUUUCACAUCAGUAAGGUAGAUGAACUCUAUGAAGCUUAUUGUAUCCAAAGACGUCUCCAAGAUGGCGCUAGCAAGAUGAAGCAAGCCUUCGCCGCGUCCCCUGCCAGCAGAGCUGCGCGGGAGAGCCUGUCGGAGAUCCACCGGAGCUACAAAGAGUACACAGAGAACAUGUGCACCAUUGAAGCAGAGCUGGAGAAGCAGCUGGGGGAGUUCUCCAUCAAGAUGAAAGGUCUGGCUGGUUUUGCUCGCCUCUGUCCCGGAGAUCAAUAUGAAAUUUUCAUGAAGUAUGGCCGACAGAGGUGGAAACUGAAAGGCAGAAUAGAAGUAAAUGGCAAACAGACCUGGGAUGGAGAAGAAAUGGUGUUCCUGCCCCUGAUAAUUGGAUUAAUUUCCAUCAAGGUCACAGAACUCAAAGGGCUAGCAACUCAUCUCCUGGUCGGCAGUGUGACCUGCGAGACCAAAGAGCUGUUUGCAGCACGACCUCAGGUGGUGGCUGUGGACAUCAAUGACCUUGGCACCAUCAAACUCAACCUGGAAAUCACCUGGUAUCCGUUUGACGUGGAGGACAUGACCCCAUCCUCAGGCGCUGGGAACAAGGCAGCCGCCCUCCAGAGAAGAAUGUCCAUGUACAGCCAGGGCACCCCAGAAACGCCCACCUUCAAAGACCACUCCUUCUUUAGAUGGUUGCAUCCUUCACCAGACAAGCCAAGGCUGUCUGUCUUGAGUGCCUUGCAAGAGUCUUUCUUUGCCAAGCUGCACCGCAGCCGCUCUUUCAGUGACCUGCCCUCCCUCAGGCUGAGACCCAAGGCCGUUCUAGAGUUUUAUUCGAAUCUACCUGAUGACGUCCUUGAAAAUGGGAAGGCAGCUGGGGAGAAAAUGCCACUGUCCCUCAGCUUCAGUGACCUGCCCAAUGGGGACUGCACCCUCUCCCACAGCCCAGGCCGCCCUCUCCCCAGCACGUGCUCGGCAAAUCCAGAAAUCACCAUCACCCCCGCAGAGCUGAACCGCGACAGCCCCUCCUCCCAGAACGAGGGCCUGGAUGACUCCAGCUCGGCCUCUUCCAAGAGCUCCUUGGGAGAAGAAGGCUCAGAGCCCAGGCCCCACAGGGAGGAAGAGACCGAGGGGCUCGGGAAACCCGAGGCCUGCAGAGCAUCCGCGGGUGCCCGGACGGAGCGCCUAUUCCUGGAGAAGGGUGUCGCAGAGGCCCUUCUGCAAGAGUCUGACGAGGCCUCUGAACUCAAGCCCGUGGAACUGGACACUUUUGAAGGAAACAUCACGAAGCAGCUGGUCAAGAGGCUCACCUCGUCAGAGGUGCCGGCGGCCACCGAGAGGCUGCUCUUUGAGGGCUCUGUCAGUGGAGAGUCCGAAGGCUGUCGAUCCUUCCUAGAUGGAAGCUUAGAGGAUGCCUUUAAUGGGCUUUUCCUUGCAUUAGAACCACAUAAAGAGCAGUAUAAAGAGUUUCAGGAUCUGAACCAAGAAGUCAUGCACUUGGAUGACAUUCUAAAAUGCAAGCCAGCAGUAAGCCGAAGCAGGUCUUCCAGUUUAAGUCUUACAGUUGAAAGUGCUUUAGAAAGCUUUGAUUUUCUGAACACCUCUGAUUUUGACGAGGAGGAGGAGGAUGGUGAUGAGGUUUGUAACGUUGGAGGAGGUGCUGACUCAGUAUUUUCAGACACUGAGACUGAGAAAAAUAGUUACAGAUCAGUACACCCGGAAGCCAGGGGGCACCUCAGCGAAGCCCUGACUGAGGACACGGGAGUCGGGACUAGUGUGGCAGGAAGCCCUCUCCCACUGACCACGGGAAAUGAAAGCCUGGACCUCAGCAUCAUCAGGCACCUCCAGUACUGCACCCAACUCGUCCAGCAAAUUGUUUUCUCAAGCAAAACCCCAUUUGUGGCCAGAAACCUCUUAGAGAAGCUUUCUAGGCAAAUCCAAGUGAUGGAGAAGCUCUCGGCCGUCAGUGAUGAGAACAUAGGAAGCAUCAGUUCUGUCAUCGAAGCCAUACCGGAAUUUCACAAAAAGCUGUCUUUGCUGUCAUUCUGGACCAAGUGCUGCAGCCCGGCUGGGGUCUACCACAGCUCAGCGGACAGAGUGAUUAAGCAGCUAGAAGCCAGCUUUGCCAGAACUGUCAACAGAGACUAUCCCGGACUUGCAGACCCAGUGUUUCGCACACUGGUGUCCCAGAUCCUGGACCGGGCCGAGCCCCUGCUUACCUCCAGCCUCUCCUCCGAAGUCAUCACUGUCUUCCAGUAUUACAGUUACUUUACGAGCCACGGUGUGAGUGACCUAGAGAGUUACCUGAACCAGCUGGCCAAGCAAGUUUCCAUGGUUCAGACUCUGCAGUCACUGAGAGAUGAAAAACUGCUACAGGUCAUGAGUGACCUUGCACCCAGCAGCCUCCUGGCCCAGCAGGAAAUACUCAGGACUCUGGCUCUGCUCUUAACCGGGGAUGACAGUGGAGUUAGUGAAGCUGUGAUGCUUUACUUGGCAGCAGCCUCCAGAAACGAGCAUUUCAGGGAAAAGGCCCUGCUCUAUUACUGUGAAGCCCUAACAAAGACUGACCUCUGGCUCCAGAAGGGAGCUUGCCUGGCCCUGAAAAGCCUGAAGGCUACUGAAAGCAUUAAAAUGCUGGUGACAUUGUGUCAGUCUGAUACUGAAGAAAUCAGAAAUGUGGCCUCAGAAACUCUCUUAUCUCUUGGAGAAGAUGGGCGGCUGGCAUAUGAACAGUUGGACAAAUUUCCUCGAGACUGUGUUAAAGUUGGAGGUCGUCAUGCAAGUGAAGUUGCCACGGCCUUUUAAUUACAAGUUAACUCUGCCUAACAGCUGUCUUAAUAAAUGGCCCUGUUAAUCAAGGUGGUACUGUGACUUAGCUCGAAGUUGUUGAGGUUGUCUGGGAAUUUAACAUGUUAUGGGAGGAAUUCAAAGUCCUCUUUCACAGUACUUACCUGCUUUUCCUUCAGCCAACAGAAUAGGGCUCUGUAUCUUUCAGUAGAUUACAUGGUUGAUUGCGUCUGACAAUACUUAGUAAAAGAGUCUGUCUUAUCUAGUAUGUAUGGGAUUUUAAAUCAGCCGUCUUUAUACAUUUUUGGAAGUUCUUCUAUAAGCUUGAAAUAGUCACAUGAAACUUUGAUAAAUAUCAUAUGCCUUGCAGUGUUUCCUCUGUUGUGUUCUCAGGGUUGAGUGGCCCCUUAGUUACCUAAUUUUACCUUAAGUGCAAAGCAAAAAAAAAAAAAGAUUUCUUCAAGUAAAAGUUUGCCUGCAGAACCUGGUAAAAGAUCAUAUUGUAAGAGUUUAUUUCUUUUUAAUUUCAUUUUUUCAAGCCUCCACUAUUUCUCUUGUUUCUUUCGUCUAUCGUGAAAAUUCCAAAGGCAUGUUUCCGUUAUGGUAAAAAAGAUGGGUAGAUCACUGAAAACUACUAUAUUAAGAUUAUACCCAUACUCAUUUUAAAGAAGAUACUCAAAACUUAAGCUUUUUUUUUUUUAAACAA
Molecule: messenger RNA, 4150 nt
Organism: Globicephala melas (long-finned pilot whale)
Lineage: Eukaryota; Metazoa; Chordata; Mammalia; Artiodactyla; Delphinidae
Source: RefSeq, a predicted model, not a curated record